AUGUCCAAAAUCAGCAAAGAAGAUCUUCUGUGUGACGAAAGUGCGAUAAUUGCUCAAAGUGAUAUUGUUAAAAAAGAAGAACGUGACAAUGAUGCCGAACUAGCCAAACCCGUCUAUGAUCUACCACCAACAUUUAGUCUUCUGGCACCAAUCAAUGUUGAAUAUAAUGUUUCCUCUCAAGAAAUAUUGAGUAUGUCAGCCGAGAGAACUUCGAAAUCCCCGUACUAUCUACCAGUUUUUGAUGAAAAUGUUCCUGCGCCACAAGCCCCAUUUCCUCCAACAAUUGACAAUGUUUCCGUAAGUUUGAAAAAACAACUUUUUAUUUUAAAAAUUUGAAAUAAAACGUUCUGUUUUCAGAAAGAUCAAUCACAAUUGCUAAAGCCGGUUCCCAUUCUGGAAAUAAACUCGCAAGAAGAUUUGCAAUUCCUGGCGCUCAAGCUACAAAGUGCUCCAAUAACCUUGAUAAAAAAUCUCACCUCAACACUAGAAAUGGACCUUUCCUUGUUCUCAUCUGAAAAAAUUGCCGAAACUGCUGGUGCAACAAAAAUUGAAAUUCGUUUACAAAAUUGCAUGCCAAUCGACGUAAAUAUCGAUAAUCACGGAAAGACAACUUGGAAUUGUGAAAGUGUGAAAAAAUCGACAACUAUUGCCAAAUAUGCACAAUAUCAAGCUGAAAUUUUUCAAAAUUCACCUAAAGGUAUGUUUUGAACAUUUGAAUAAAAAAUAAAACAAUAUUUCUGAAAGAAAUCUUUACAGACGAGGAAGAAACAUUGAGAAAAGUCGGUUCAAAAUGUGCUCAACAAAUGGCUGAUGACCAUGGCGGAAAAAGAAAGAAAACUUCAGAAAACGUCGAAAAAAAAAUUAAGAUGAAUACUAUCAAAUUCGGCACAAAUGUAGAUUUGUCGAAUGAAAUAAUAUGGAAAGAGCAAAUCCGCGAAAUUGCAAAAAUGCCGACUUUUUGUCAAAUAACUCACGAUGAAAACAUGUUAUCUCACCUUGAUCAUACAAUUUUUGGAAUGAAUACGGUGCAAUUUUACAUGAAAGUUCCUGGAUCCAGAACACCAGCUCAUCAAGAGAACAACUCAAUUGCCUCAAUAAAUAUAAAUGUUGGACCCGGAAAUUGUGAAUGGUUCGGUUGUGCGUAUGAAUAUUGGGGAGUUGUUGAAGCACUUUGUAAGAAGUGAGUUUUUUCUAUGAGUCCGAAUUUUAUGUUAUAACAAAUUUCGAUAUUUUCAAAAUUAUAUUCAAAACUUUCCAAAAAUUAUCAUUAGUUAUUACAAAAAAUAAAAGAAUGGCAGAAAAUGAACUACUCUCUUAUUUUGAGGCUUUUAAUAGGGGCUGUUAGCCCCCAGGCGUAACAGUCUUCUCAUUUAUUUCAGUUUCACUUUUUUCUGUGAUUAUUGUCACUUUUCAUUUUAAGCCUAAAAUCUUGAAAUUUGGUUCGAUAAUGAUUCAUUUGUAAAACUGGAAGGUCUUCCAGAUUUACAAAUUUUUGAACGAAAAAAAAUUGAUCAAAAAAAUAAAAUUUUCUUUGUACAAUACUCAAUAGAUGCUUACUAAAUGAAUUCCAAUCAUUUUAAGCCUAAAAUCUUGAAAUUUGGCUUGUUAAUGAUUCAUUUGUAAAACUGGAAGAGCUUCCAGAUUUACAAAUUUUUGAACGAAAAAAAAAGUUGAUCAAAAAAAUAGCAUUUUCUUUGUACAAUACUCAAUAGAUGCUUACUAAAUGAAUUCCAAUCAUUUUAAGCCUAAAAUCUUGAAAUUUGGCUUGUUAAUGAUUCAUUUGUAAAACUGGAAGAGCUUCCAGAUUUACAAAUUUUUGAACGAAAAAAAGUUGAUCAAAAAAAUAGCAUUUUCUUUGUACAAUACUCAAUAGAUGCUUACUAAAUGAAUUCCAAUCAUUUUAAGCCUAAAAACUUGAAAUUUGGCUUGUUAAUGAUUCAUUUGUAAAACUGGAAGAGCUUCCAGAUUUACAAAUUUUUGAACGAAAAAAAAAGUUGAUCAAAAAAAUAGCAUUUUCUUUGUACAAUACUCAAUAGAUGCUUACUAAAUGAAUUCCAAUCAUUUUAAGCCUAAAAACUUGAAAUUUGGUUCGAUAAUGAUGCAUUUGUAAAACUGGAAGAGCUUCCAGAUUUACAAAUUUUUGAACGAAAAAAAAUUGAUCAAAAAAUAGAAUUUUCUUUGUACAAUACUCAAUAGAUGCUUACUAAAUGAAUUCCAAUCAUUUUAAGCCUAAAAACUUGAAAUUUGGCUUGUUAAUGAUUCAUUUGUAAAACUGGAAGGGCUUCCAGAUUUACAAAUUUUUGAACGAAAAAAAAGUUUAUCAAAAAAUUAUCAUUUUCUAAUUCAGUUUUAUCAAUAUCUCAAUAAAAAUAAAUGUAUCUUAUGUAAAUAAACUUUUUUUCAGGAAUUGUGUGAAUUUUCUUUCCGGAUCUUGGUGGCCAAACAUGGAAGAAUUGCUUGAGGCAAAUGUUCCAGUUUAUCAAUUCACACAAAAAGCUGGCGAUAUGGUUUGGGUUGAUAGUGGAUGUGUGCAUUGGGUACAAGCAACUGGAUGCUGUAAUAAUAUUUCCUGGAACGUUGCUCCACUAAACCAUACACAAUUAUCAAUUGCAAUUCAAAGUUAUGAAUGGAAUAAGUUAAGCGAGUAUAGAUCUUUGGUUCCAAUUCAGCAACUUGCCUGGAAACUUGCUAAAAAUGUGCACUUCAGCAGUCAAGAAAUGUAUGACUUGGUCCGAGGAGUUUUGAUAAGAUCGCUUUCAUUCUCGAAAAUUGUCUACGAUUUUGCGGUUUUUUCAAACAAAGAAUUAAUCCAGCGACCACGUGAAGAAAAAGAAGGUGCGCAUUAUUGUAAACCAUGUCAAGUAAGUUUUUAUACAAUUUGUAGCAACACUUUUCUACGAUGUGCCUUAAAUUCAUAUCAAACUUAAUAUUUCAGGUUGAAGUCUUCAACAUUUUAUUUGUCAAAAAAGUGAAGAGCGAGUAUUUGGUUCAUUGUGUAUAUUGUGCCAAAAAGUGAGUUUUUUCAUUCGUUAAUUUUUUGUAAAGUAAAACAAAACAAUUUUGCAGAGGUGGAUUGUCCAAUUUUGUUGUACUUCAACAAUAUUUGAUGUCAGAACUCGCCGAGAUCUUUGAUGGAAUGGUUUUGAAGCCAACACUCAAUAAUUCAUUGGCUCAAUAA
Caenorhabditis angaria is the source of this 3178-nucleotide messenger RNA. Lineage: Eukaryota; Metazoa; Nematoda; Chromadorea; Rhabditida; Rhabditidae. The record is from the annotation of a GenBank genome assembly.